CUAUCUUCUCUUACAAAGAGCUCUCUAUACGAAACCUCAAACUCACGAGUCAACUCAUAGAGUUCCUUUUCUUUUUUCCAAAAGACAUAAACAGGAAAAAUGGGAGCGUGCGUAUCACGUGAAGGUAUGAGUGGAGAUUCGGCGAAGCUAGUACUGUUCGACGGGACAUUACAAGAGUUCUCAGCUCCGUUCAAAGUUUGGCAGAUCUUGCAGAAACACCCGUCGAGUUUCGUCUGCAACUCAGACGAAAUGGACUUCGACGACGCCGUUUCAGCCGUCUCCGGCGACGAGGAGCUCCGAUCGGGGCAGCUUUACUUCGUCUUACCGCUGACGUGGCUCAAUCACCCGCUGAUGGCGGAGGAGAUGGCAGCGUUGGCUGUUAAAGCGAGCUCGGCGUUGACCAAGAGCGGGGGAGUCGGUUGGGUUGCCGGCGGCGACGGCGAUAGCUCCGUUACGGAAGAAUAUGGUAAACCGAAAAGCAACGCCGGAGUGGAGACAAACGUAGGUGGCGGAAGAGGUUGUGGGAAAGGGAAGAGGAAAUUUAUGCGGAAUUUGAGCACGAUCGCCGAGUAGGAUCAGUUAGUUUAUUUUGAGAAAAAAAUGUAUAAAUUGUAAUUAGAGACGUUUGACUUUCUUCUUUUAAUGGAGUGUCAGAAAAUAAAUUAGCAGAAUUUGAGAAA
Molecule: messenger RNA, 680 nt
Organism: Raphanus sativus (radish)
Lineage: Eukaryota; Viridiplantae; Streptophyta; Magnoliopsida; Brassicales; Brassicaceae
Exons: 1
Coding region: 100-573 (157 amino acids)
Source: RefSeq, a predicted model, not a curated record